Messenger RNA from Rhinolophus ferrumequinum (greater horseshoe bat), 3702 nucleotides. RefSeq names its product leucyl and cystinyl aminopeptidase (gene LNPEP). Lineage: Eukaryota; Metazoa; Chordata; Mammalia; Chiroptera; Rhinolophidae. Gene Ontology annotation, cellular component: cytoplasm. Gene Ontology annotation, molecular function: peptide binding; metalloaminopeptidase activity; zinc ion binding. The transcript is spliced from 18 exons. The coding region runs from base 121 to 3201 and encodes 1026 amino acids. The record is from RefSeq and is a predicted model, not a curated record. Gene Ontology annotation, biological process: peptide catabolic process; proteolysis.
CGGCACCUCCCCAACAGCCCUGGGCAGCAGUGCUGGGCAUGCUCAGUCGGCAGGGCCGCUUCAGCGCUCGGAGUAGGAAGCUAGGGCGCUCCGGCUGUAAGGAGCCGCGGCGGGGGGAAAAUGGAGCCCUUCACCAAUGAUCGGCUUCAGCUUCCCAGGAAUAUGAUUGAAAACAGCAUGUUUGAGGAAGAACCAGAUGUGGUGGAUUUAGCCAAAGAGCCUUGUUUACAUCCUCUAGAGCCUGACGAGGUGGAAUAUGAGCCCCGGGGUUCCCGACUGCUGGUGCGGGGUCUCGGUGAGCAUGAGAUGGAUGAGGAUGAAGAGGAUUACGAGUCAUCUGCAAAGCUGCUGGGCAUGUCCUUUAUGAACAGAAGUUCAGGCCUUCGCAACAGUGCAGCCGGCUACCGGCAGAGCCCAGAUGGGACUUGUUCAGUGCCCUCUGCAAAGACCAUGGGGGUCUGUGCUUUUGUCAUUCUGGUUGCCAUUUCUGUAAUCAUGGUGAUUUAUCUACUGCCCAGAUGUACCUUUACCAAAGAAGGGUGCCAUAAGAAAAACCAGUCGAUGGGACUAAUUCAGCCAGUUGCAACAAACGGGAAGUUGUUUCCAUGGGCACAAGUCAGGCUUCCCACUGCCAUUAUGCCACUACGCUAUGAACUCAACCUGCAUCCAAACCUGACCUCCAUGACGUUCAGAGGUUCCGUGACAAUUUCACUUCAGGCUCUUCAGCCCACUUGGAAUAUCAUUCUCCACAGCACACACCAUAAUAUUUCACGAGUGACCUUUAUGUCAGCAGUUACAAGCCAAGAAAAACAAGUUGAGGUCUUGGAAUAUCCAUUUCAUGAACAAAUUGCUAUUGUUGCCCCUGAAACCCUUCUUGAAGGGCACAAUUAUACCUUGAAGAUAGAGUACUCGGCAAAUAUAUCCAGCUCUUACUAUGGGUUUUAUGGCAUCUCCUACACAGAUGGAAGUAAAGAGAAAAAGUACUUUGCAGCAACUCAGUUUGAACCCCUGGCAGCAAGAUCUGCUUUUCCUUGUUUUGAUGAACCAGCAUUUAAAGCCACAUUCAUCAUCAGGAUCAUAAGGGAGGAACAAUACACUGCUUUAUCAAAUAUGCCUAAGAAGUCGUCAGUCGCUGUGGAAGAUGGACUUGUUCAGGAUGAGUUUUCUGAGAGCAUGAAGAUGAGCACUUACCUGGUUGCUUUCAUUGUCGGGGAGAUGAAGAACCUGAGUCAGGACGUAAAUGGAACCCUGGUUUCUAUAUAUGCUGUACCAGAAAAGAUUGGUCAAGUUCACCAUGCCUUGGAAACAACUGUGAAGCUUCUUGAGUUUUAUGAAAACUACUUUGAAAUUCAAUAUCCACUUAAGAAAUUGGAUUUGGUGGCUAUUCCUGACUUUGAAGCAGGAGCGAUGGAAAACUGGGGUUUGCUCACCUUCCGAGAAGAGACACUUCUGUAUGACAAUGACACUUCUUCAGUGGUGGACAGAAAACUGGUUACUAAAAUCAUUGCUCAUGAGCUGGCCCAUCAGUGGUUUGGUAAUCUGGUAACCAUGCAGUGGUGGAACGAUCUGUGGCUAAAUGAAGGUUUUGCUACUUUCAUGGAGUAUUUCUCUUUGGAAAAAAUAUUUGAAGAACUCUAUAGUUAUGAAGAUUUCCUAGAUGCUCGAUUUAAAACCAUGAAGAAAGAUUCCUUGAAUUCAUCUCAUCCAAUAUCAUUAUCAUCUGUUCAAUCUUCAGAACAGAUUGAAGAAAUGUUUGAUUCUCUUUCAUAUUUUAAGGGAGCUUCUCUCUUGUUGAUGCUGAAAACUUACCUCGGUGAAGAUGUAUUUCAACGUGCUGUUGUCCUGUACCUGCGUAAUCAUAGCUACGGAUCCAUUCAAAGUGAUGAUCUGUGGGAUAGUUUUAAUGAGGUCACAAACAAAACAAUAGAUGUAAAGAAAAUGAUGAAAACCUGGACGCUGCAGAAAGGAGUUCCUUUAGUGACCGUUCAAAGAAAAGGAAAGGAACUUCUUGUACAACAAGAAAGGUUCUUUUUAAAUAUGAAGCCUGGAAUCCAGCCUUCGGGUGUAAGCUAUCUGUGGCAUAUUCCACUAACCUUUGUCACUGAGGGGAGAAAUUAUUCAAAAUAUCAAUCGGUAUCAUUACUGGAAACAAAAUCAGAUGUCAUCAAUCUUACAGAAGAAGUGCAGUGGAUCAAAGUCAAUACAAACAUGACAGGCUAUUAUAUUGUGCACUAUGCAGAUGACGACUGGAAAGCACUAAUCAAACAGUUGAAAGUAAAUCCUUAUGUCCUGAGUGACAAAGACCGAGCCAACCUCAUCAACAACAUCUUUGAACUUGCAGGCCUGGGCAGAGUACCUCUUCGGAGGGCCUUUGAUUUGAUUGAUUACCUUAGAAAUGAGACCUGUACUGCGCCCAUCAGUGAAGCCCUGUUCCAGACAGGCCUCAUCUAUAACCUCCUGGAAAAGCUGGGAUACACGGAUCUGGCCUCAAGACUGGUGACCAGGAUAUUUAAAUUGCUUCAAAGCCAAAUUCAACAGCAAACUUGGACUGAUGACGGCACCCCAUCUAUGAGAGAGCUGCGGUCAGUCUUGCUAGAAUUUGCUUGCACCCACAACCUCGAGAACUGCAACGCUGCUGCCAUGAAGCUAUUUGACAAUUGGAUGGCAUCCAAUGGAACUCUAAGCCUACCUACUGAUGUCAUGGCGACCGUGUUCAAAGUUGGAGCAAAAACCGAAAGAGGCUGGUCGUUCCUCUUAAGCAAGUACAUGUCUUUAGGGUCUGAAGCAGAGAAGAAUAAAAUACUUGAAGCUCUUGCCAGCUCGGAGGAUGUAUGGAAACUUUACUGGUUAAUGAAAACUAGCCUCAGUGGAGAUAACAUCCGAACACAAAAGCUGUCAUUUAUCAUUAGAACAGUGGGCCGACGUUUUCCUGGACACUUGUUGGCAUGGGAUUUUGUCAAAGAGAACUGGAAUAAGCUUGUUCAGAAGUUCCAUCUGGGGUCCUACACCAUGCACAGUAUUGUUGCUGGAUCAACUCACCUGUUUUCAACAAAAGCACAUUUGUCUGAGGUUCAAGCAUUCUUUGAAAAUCAGUCAGAGGCAACCUCUCGGCUUCGUUAUGUCCAGGAAGCUUUGGAAAUCAUUCAGUUGAAUAUCCAGUGGAUGGAGAAGAACCUUAAAACUCUGACGUGGUGGGUGUAGCAUCGCCAACAGCAAGUCAUUUUGUCACCCAUUCAGAGAGCUUGUUAACUUGAGCUCUGCUUUUUGCAAAAGCCAAGGUGAAACCAAGGGUCGCUGCUGAGUUGUUUGCACUUUUAGGAGUUCUAGUUAGCUCAGGGCCUGUCUGUAUUUUUCAUCUGUCUUUUCUGAAAUGUCUUUGGGGAGUAUAUAGUUAUUUAUUACAAAAUUAUAUUCACCUAUAUGCCAACCAUCUACAAAAACAAUGAGUAAUUUUUCUACUUUGAAGAUAUACAAAUGGGGGGGGAAAUAUCUGUUUUGGAAUUCUGUUCAAUUUCUCAGUAUCCGGAAAAUACUGACACAGUGAAACAAGGAAAGAUCUACCAUGGGAGCCACCAUCUUUGCAGGCUGCUGGUUUGUCAGGCAUUUGUUGCUUCUUGUUGAUAGAUGUUAUUUGAACGUGGUACAAAGUUAGCUUCCGAGAGUGUGGCGAUGGAGUCGGAGCACGUGACUGCAGAGAACUGA